AUGGAGAGUACAAGAGUAUUUGUUGGUGGUCUUCCACCGACAUGCUCCAAUGAUCAGCUCAAAAAGCAUUUUUCAACACGCUUUCAAGUCACAGAUGCCCAUGUCCUGCCUAAACGUAGGAUGGGUUUUGUUGGCUUCAAGGAUCAUGAGGCAGCCCAACAAGCUGUGAAGCACUUCAACAAGACAUAUAUGAAGAUGUCGAAAAUCUCUGUAGACAUCGCUCGUCCGAUCGACUCAAAUGCCGCUGAGGAUGCUCACCCCACCCGAAGACGUGAUGCCACGAAUAAUGAACACUCGAUGGACAGCAACCUCAAGCGGAAGAGGGAAGACAAGGCACAGGAUCCCAAACUGCAGGAAUAUCUCUCUGUAAUGGGAGGCACAUCUAAAACCCGGACAUGGGCCAACGAUGAUGACAUGAUUAAGCCGUCUGCGGAACCUGCAGCCGUUAUUAACCAGCCUACCCAGGAAGAGGACGAAGAAGAGCUCCAGGAGUUGCCCUCGCACCCAAAGAAGGCCAAGACAGAAAAGCCCGUCGUUCCCCAACCCCCCCAGCCUGAGCCCAUGGUCAUUGACCACAGUGAAGAGGUAGAAGACCAAGAUGCUCAAGUGAAAGAACAGCAAGCAGAACCAGAAGUUCAAGCAGCUCCUCUCUCUGAUGCGGAUUGGUUGCGCUCCAAGACAAGUCGUCUGUUGGGCCUCCUCGACGAGGAUGAGCAAGAUGAGUUCGAGCAACACAAGGCUGAUGCACCACCCGCUGCGCCAGUUGCCACUACUUCAGUAGCUGCUGCCCCGGCACCUUCGUCUGGCGAUGAGUCGCCACAGCGCGACGAGGAAUCGCGUAACAUGGCGUAUGAGAGUGUUGUGCCCAACACGACUGACGAUGACAGCAAUACUCAACCAGGACCUGAGGACCCCAAUGUUGAUCUCAUUCGGAAGUCCGCACGUCUGUUCCUCAGAAAUCUUGCGUACGACACCACUGAAUCUGAUCUUCAACCGAUCUUUGAACGAUUCGGCAAACUUGAAGAGAUACAUAUUGCCUUUGAUACUCGAGUCACAGCCAGUAAAGGGUUUGCUUAUGUGCAAUACUCCGAUGCUGAGUCUGCCGUUGAUGCCUACCAACAGCUCGAUGGAAAGCAUUUCCAAGGCCGUCUCCUCCAUAUUUUACCGGCGACAGCCAAGAAGACCUAUAAGAUUGAUGACUAUGAAUUGUCCAAACUUCCCUUGAAAAAGCAGAAGGAAAUUAAACGGAAACAAAAUGCCUCUUCGUCCUCCUUUAGCUGGAACUCCUUGUACAUGAAUGCCGAUGCUGUCAUGUCUUCAGUUGCUGGAAGACUCGGAGUGUCCAAGUCCGACUUGCUUGACCCCACAUCUUCAGACGCUGCUGUGAAGCAAGCGCAUGCUGAAACGCACGUUAUCCAAGAGACAAAAGCUUACUUCGCCAACAACGGAGUCAACAUUGAUGCUUUCAAACAACGUGAACGUGGUAACACAGCUAUUCUUGUCAAGAACUUCUCCUAUGGCGUCAGGUCAGAAGAGCUGAAGAAUUUGUUUGAGCCGUACGGCAAGAUCAUUCGAAUGCUCAUGCCUCCAAGUGGUACCAUUGCGAUUGUGGAGUUUGCGCGACCGGACGAGGCCCAGAAGGCUUUCAAGGGUAUGGCAUACCGCAAGUUGGGUGAUUCCAUCUUGUUCUUGGAGAAAGCGCCCAAGAACCUGUUCGAAGGCGCCGCAGCUCCGCGCGCAUCUGUUACUGAAGUUCGGGGCAAGGAUUCUGGAUUCUCGACGGCCGAUACCUUCGCCGCCGAUGAGGCUGACGAUGGUACAUCAACCGCGACAUUGUUUGUCAAGAACUUGGACUUCGCGACCACAAACCAGAAGUUCGUGGAAGCCUUCCGUCCUCUCGAUGGUUUCCUUACCGGUCGCAUCAAGACGAAGUCCGACCCGAAGCGACCGGGCCAGACGCUCAGCAUGGGUUUCGGUUUCGUGGAUUUCAAAACCAAGGCUCAAGCUCAGGCUGCCCUCACGGCCAUGAAUGGCUACAAGCUGGACCAGCACGAACUUCUCAUCCGCGCAUCUCACAAGGGCAAGGACGCUGCCGAGGAGCGCAGAAACGAAGACAAUGCCAAAAAGUCUGCAGCAAAGCGGACAAAGAUCAUCAUCAAGAACUUACCGUUCCAGGCUACCAAGAAAGACAUUCGAUCCUUAUUUGGGGCUUAUGGCCAACUCCGUUCUGUUCGUGUUCCGCAAAAGUUCGAUCGCACGGCUCGUGGUUUCGGUUUCGCGGACUUCGUCAGCGCUCGCGAAGCGGAGAAUGCCAUGGAUGCGCUGAAGAACACACAUUUGUUGGGCAGAAGAUUGGUGUUGGAGUUCGUGAACGAGGAGGCCGUCGAUCCCGAGGAGGAACUUGCGCGCUUAGAGAAGAAGGUAGGAGAGCAGGUGGACAGGGUCAAGCUCCAACAGCUUACCUCUGGUGCCGGGCGCAAGAAGUUUACUGUAGGAGGGCAGGAGGAAGAGGCAUGA
Messenger RNA from Penicillium salamii, 2517 nucleotides. The record is from the annotation of a GenBank genome assembly. NCBI's taxonomy places the organism in Eukaryota, Fungi, Ascomycota, Eurotiomycetes, Eurotiales, Aspergillaceae.